Angiostrongylus costaricensis is the source of this 261-nucleotide messenger RNA. The record is from the annotation of a GenBank genome assembly. NCBI's taxonomy places the organism in Eukaryota, Metazoa, Nematoda, Chromadorea, Rhabditida, Metastrongylidae.
AUGAAGCAACAUCAUCGGUUCGACAGUCCCAAGGGAACGAAGAACUGGACGAACGACGGCUAUCACAGCGUUGGUGUCGGAUGGGUGAAAUCAGCAGAAAAACCGGCGUGGAAACGUAAACUCACAUAUUUGAUCGCUGACAAAUCAACAUUCGUAGAAUGUUUAUCAUCAUCGGAAGAAGCAUCAAGUGCUUCACGAGGUAUGAGGCAUCACACCACCGGUGGCGGAGACUCGUCGCUGGCUGCGCUCACUGAUGACUGA